This is a messenger RNA of Plasmopara halstedii, 4110 nucleotides long. Its product is annotated as Transcription initiation factor TFIID, subunit BDF1 and related bromodomain proteins. The transcript has 12 exons. NCBI's taxonomy places the organism in Eukaryota, Oomycota, Peronosporomycetes, Peronosporales, Peronosporaceae. Bases 1 to 4110 code for a protein of 1369 amino acids. Gene Ontology annotation, molecular function: protein binding. Gene Ontology annotation, cellular component: RSF complex. Gene Ontology annotation, biological process: regulation of DNA-templated transcription. The record is from RefSeq and is a predicted model, not a curated record.
AUGUCAAGUAGCUCGUCCAGUGACUACUCGGACGAGGACUUGGAGACAAUGCGGCCAAUCACUGUAGCUCCAACGGCUCCAAAUCUCGACCAAGUAGUUGAGUUGGCGCAAAUCUGUUCUUUCUGUACUACAUUUCGCCAGCCACUGCGCUUGCCAAGCUUCUCACGAACGGACCUUCAAGAAGCCAUUUUAAGCGCGCCAAAUGGCGAUACAACCCACGUGGAAUUGCUCGCUGAACUGCACUUCAAGUUGGCGCGCGAACACCCAUCGGCAAAAAUGGAAAAAAUGGUUCAAGAUUGGGAAAAAACACUGGCUCGUAAACUACAAGAUAACUGGCGCAAGGAAUUCACUGCGAAUCCCAUGGCUGGCGGCGUUGCGUAUGGAGACUUGGUGGUGUCUGAAAGGGUUAAAAUUCUCGAUGCGCUGUGCCACUGGAAACUUGACACAUGUGCCGAUAUCCAAAAACAUAUUGCCACACUGCAGAAAGAAAAUGACAUUGAGGCCAUUGACCGACUGCGAGCAGGCGAGAUCGGAACGGAUGACAACGGUGUUUCGUACUGGUAUUUUCAUGAUGCAUGCUGGGUGUAUGCCGAAGAUAAGCUACAAUGGCAGCUUGAAAAUCGCGAGCAGUCAUAUAUGGUUGAGUUCGCAAGCACUAAACGUAUUCGGUUAUCAAUCAAUUUCGACCCUGAUUAUACGUCUCCAUCGCCAACGCUUGGCUUGCCAGUGGAAGUCGCGACUGAUGGUAAAGGUGUGAUGAAGGAGACCACGAUGCAAAUCCCAUCAGAACUGAAGUUUAAUCAUGGCGAAAAAAUUUCCGGGACUGAUAAAAUAGAGCCUGGACAGGCAGCAGCCGAAGUGGUCUGGGCGGAGAAAAAAGAGCCCGAACAUGGUCAUGUACCCACAGACGUUGGUGUGAUUUCAUUAAAAGAAGGAUCCUCACCUGCUUUAAAGACUCUUUCCGAUAAAAGUAUGGACACGUGUAUGCCACAAAGCCUCAAAGCUGUCUCUACCCAGUCGAACAGCCUGGAGGAUUUUGAUAGAAAUGGCAAUUUUAUCAAGGCGGAAGCAAUGGCUAGUUUUGCUUCCGUUACUGUAGCCUAUGGAUCCCAAGCUGAAGAAAAUGCAAGAUGUUGUGACAAGAGCAACAAGAAGAGCCUGGGUUUACACGUAAGGAUCGAUGCUACUAGAAGUUCAAAAAUGGAAGGGCCUGGAAAAGCUUUCGACAGUUUACUUGACCAAACCCAAUCAUGCGUAGUAGCUGUCGUAGGCUCUAAAAAGCGUACAAUUGUCGACGAUGACAGCAGCGGAGGCAGCAGUAGUGAAGCCGAGACCUUGGUUCGAUUGACAGGUGCGAAGUUAGAUAUGCAGGCUGUUGCAUCUACGCAGCUGCAGAAGAAACGAAAAACCAGCUUUGGGGCUAAAGGCCCUACACAAAUACCGUGCGCCGAAAUAUACAAAGAUCAAUUGGACACUCACGCAAAUAAAUCGUCAUAUGUUCAGGCUGAAAGCGAUGCUUCUGUCGCAGAGGAUCACACAGCACCUAUUAUGGCUAAUUCUGUGUCAACUGUGAACGAGAGAUUACCCGCGAAGAUGGUUGAUUAUUCGAGCUUGCUAACCGCAGAAAAGGAAGAAAUCAAUAUGGCAUGUAAUGUUAUUAAGAAUGGCUCCACCGAAAUCAAGAAAAUUAAGGAUGCUGCACGUGAAGUAAAAUUAUUAAGCUCGACUUUAAAGUCACCAACUGACCCAGAUGCAGCGCCGGAACUGUUUGAUAUUACCUGCGAGAGCUGCAAAAAAUGUUACGAUAUGCGGUAUGUAGAUCCUCCCCUUGUUGAACGUCCAACGGAAGAGUGGCGGUGUUUUGAAUGCCUUGUGAAUGAUGCUCGGGGAUGGCCUCGCCGACGAAAAUCAGCACUUCGGGAAACAUACUCUCCCCGUCGAAAUGAUUUGACGUCUCGAAAACGGGACUUAUCGUCAAAGUCUCGCAGCGGGUCGUCGUCGUGGAAAAGUCCUGCAAAAAGCUCAAGUAAACGUCCUAGUUCAUUUUCGAAUUCUAAAAGCAGCAGCCAUAGUAAAAUUUCUAAGCGAAAGUCUUCUAAUAGCAAGAGCGGUUCCAGCAAAAAAUCGUCCUCUAAAAAACACAAGAAGCGCAAGUCCUCAUCAUCUUCGCACCAUCACCACAGCAGUCACGGACACCGACGGCGGCAUCACAGUCACUAUCAUCACGCUGAGUUUGCCAGGCUUGUUGCCUUGUUUCAGGAGCGGCAAGAACAGCGCCUUACUAUAGAAAAGUCUCGUAUCUGUGGAGAUCUUGAGAUGACGUAUGAUGACGGUCCUAAAGGUUGGCGUGUGGUUAGCUCGACGCUCGAUGAGCUGCAAGCGCUUAUCGAAUCAUUAUCAGGUGGGUCUUUGGAGCAAAAUCGCCUGCGAGGACGGCUGAUUUUAAUUCUUAAGGAUCAAGAGAAGAGUGACGAGCAACGGCGUAAGCAACAGGAGCUUGCGUGGAAUAUAUUGCCGCGGAGACAGUCAUCUCGUAUUGCGAUUGGAAGAAUGAAAAAUCAGUCUGCAAAUGAAUCAGAUGCGGACGAUAAUUGCUCUGAAAACGACAGAGAGAGCCGUCGUCUGAGAUUGCGGUCAAGAAAACUGCAUUCCGCGACGUCUGAUUGUGACGAUGAAAAACACAAGCAUGACCGAGCUUGGCGGGCACGCCGGCGGCAUAAUGGCCUUGACCACGAUGAGGAGGAUGAAGAUGAUGGGACAAUGGCUGAAGAUUGGGUAGACUGGUCCCUGGUAAAGUGCAACCCUCAUUCUCUUUCAACGGUUUGCUUGGCACUUGUGAAUCGGCUUUUAAAGGAAGAAGCCGCGGAUCUAUUCUCACGACCUGUGAACCCAGAACUCGAUGGCUGUCCAGAUUAUUUGUCUGUCAUCACACACCCAAUGGAUCUGGGUACAAUUCGGUCUCGUGUUGAAAGCAAUUACUAUCAGAAAUGGAAUUUAUUUAAAGAGGAAGUUGAGCUCGUAUGGCGAAAUUGUCGUACAUUUAAUGCUCCCGAUACGUUAGUCGUUCAGUUUGCCAAUGAGCUGUCAAAGCUUUCGCGUUCCAUGUACAUUGCUGCAGAGAAAAAAGGAGUGAAUUUUUUGAAGGACAAGACGUGUCGAGAUCUUAAUGACAGUGAUAAUCAUCUGAGUGACGUGAGCAAAGCAGAAUCUCAAUCCAGUAUCAACAAAGCAUGGUCUGAAAGCAGUGCAUCAGAAAACAGUGACUCGAGUGAUGGCAACUCGUCUUCUGCUAGUGACAGCGAUAGUAACACUCGAAGGCGCGAGCGAGUUAACUCACGCACAUCAUGUGAAAAACCGCUGACUCGCCCGCGACUCAACCGCCCUCGAAUAUCAGUUGAUCAGGGCAGUCGGUGCCGUUCGUCCAGGAAACGGCCUGUGCCACCCUCUAUAAACCAGAGAGGCGAACUUAUAGCAUCUGCGACCGAGGUGCUUUCUCCUGUUCGAAAGUGUCGACAGCCAGUUCAAAAGCCGUUUUUGAAAAGAAACGAUCAAGUCGAGCCUGCGUUCAACGACGAGGGUUCUAGUGGUGGCGAUUGCACGAAAAAUCAGAACGGCAAUCUGUUGCUUUCUCCAACUCGUUUGCCGCCACCUCAUGUAGCGCAGAAGCGCCCAACACAUCGGCUCAUCAUCAGUGAUAGCUCCAACUCUGAUGACAGCUCUGAUAGCGGCAAUUCGUCCACUUCAUCAUCAUCUGAUUCAGAUGACUCAGAUAGCGAUGCACGUUCACUAAACAAGCACCCACAACCACCUUCGCCAUCCGCUGCUGUAGUCCCCACUCCCACUCCGCCCCCACCUACGCCACCUCCUCCGGCUACGUCACCUAUAAAAAGGAGGUCCUCAGCGCAAGCGACGUUAGAUCAAAGGCUUGAUACGAAUACUGGAGCUAGCCAAGAUGGAGAGACGACAGAGCCAUUCCAGUUAAGGCCUGAUGCUCUUCCCGCUUGUACUCGCUCUCCAGCUUUUUUGAAUCCGUACCUGUCUUCGUCAUCGUCGUCCGAUCUUUCUUCGAGUGAUAGCGAUUCCAGCGACGGAGACAGUGAGGUCGACUAA